Dentiscutata erythropus is the source of this 237-nucleotide messenger RNA. NCBI's taxonomy places the organism in Eukaryota, Fungi, Glomeromycota, Glomeromycetes, Diversisporales, Gigasporaceae. The record is from the annotation of a GenBank genome assembly.
AUGCUACCUAGAAAUUCAAAUUGGUUCAAAUGGCAAUGGCCAAUUGAUGGAGAUUUGGAAGGUUGUAUACUAGCAUGGUCUAUUCCGAAUAUUGGUGAUUGGACAAUAUUUACUCAAACACAAUUAGAAAAGUUGCAAAAACAUGAAAUAAAUAAACCCACUUCAUAUAAUUCAAUCCCAACAAUACCAAUUUCAAAUUGGUAUAUACCAACACCAAAUCCUGCACGACCACGUUGA